Lasiosphaeria miniovina is the source of this 1232-nucleotide messenger RNA. RefSeq lists its product as uncharacterized. The record is from RefSeq and is a predicted model, not a curated record. The transcript has a single exon. The coding region runs from base 237 to 935 and encodes 232 amino acids. Lineage: Eukaryota; Fungi; Ascomycota; Sordariomycetes; Sordariales; Lasiosphaeriaceae.
GUCAGGUCAGGAUGACGCUGUUCCCGAGCCCCCAGGCGUUAGGUAGGAAGUGACUGUGCGCCACGCUGAUGCCCUGCUUCCUAAUCCGUUCUUUCCAUUUUCAAUAAAUCUAAGCCAUGGAAAGCCCUCAAGAAGAGGAUCGCCGAGUCUGCAUGUUCAGAGUCUGAUCGAUUUCUACAUCUGGCGCACCACGGUUCUGUAGGUAGGGAAGUAUAAAUGCUUUUCGUUGCCCUAUCAUGAACCUUGACUUCAACCUUUUAGUGACACGCCAAACUGACCCUGCUGAGGGCCAAUGGCAGUCUCUUGAUCGUUUUGGAGAGCCCUUGCAGGCCGACCUAAAUUGGCGUUCUCUUUUGGUCAGGAGGCGUUUUUGGCUUGAGCGUGAGGCCUUAAGCCAGAGGCUGAAGGUCCCACGGAGCCAAUAUGCAUCGAGCAUCGCUCCCACGUGUGUCGACAAUCUCGAGGCCGUGGACGCAAAGUAUAGCCCAUUGUUUCCAGGCCGAGACACGAGCGAAUCUCCUUGGGUAGGAGAGCACAUGAGCAAAAUUCGUCAUCUGCAACUCCUGUGCCACUUGCCCCGUCUGGUCUGUGAUCCCCCAUUGUCCACCGCAUUGCCGACGCCGCAGUCCUGCUUGCACUCAAAAUCCGUGGGGGAGAUGGCCCGAAUACGUCAGCCCGGAAGACGAAGCACACAGUCAGUCAGCCAGCCACUUUUCGUCAGUCUAGGUGAACGUCGGCCAAGUGGUCCGAGGACCGAGCAAAAACGUUUCGAUAGUCUUCCAAUGUUUGGCCCAACAAUGUCUAGACAACUAUUGCGCAAGAAGUCGCAGACCACUCAUCGCGCAAGGAGACCCUAUAUGAUCUCUUCGUUAUCAGCCAGACGACGCGGCCUUGGUGGUGGGAACCAAUCGCAGCUGAUCGACAGCGAGGCUUGAUGCAAGCCGUCGAUCUGUGAAGUCAUCGCUGGCGGCUGAAAUCUGUCAGCGAGGCCCCAUGUCUUUGACUAUAUAGUGUGAUAGAACGUCUCGAAAUCUCCACUGCGCACUGGCUAAUCCACAGCGCUUGUUUCCCGCUAGUGAGUUUUCCUACAAAGCGCGCCUCACGGAUUUUCUCCCUUAUUUCCCUUAUUUCUCUUCUUCAAUCAUUUCGCAACCAGCAAAACGCAUCUCGGGACUCCUGCUCUACCGUGUCCCAUGAUUGCUCACAGCUAGCCUAGUUGCCAGAUCAUAACA